GAGCUGACUCUGCGUCGGUCGACCCCUUGGUGCUGGAGCAGUAUGUCGUGGUGGCGGACUACCAGAAGCAGGAGAGCUCCGAGAUCAGCUUGUGCGUGGGCCAGUUGGUGGAUAUCAUUGAGAAGAAUGAAUCAGGCUGGUGGUUUGUGAGCACGUCGGAGGAACAAGGCUGGGUGCCGGCGACCUGCCUGGAGGCCCAGGAUGGUGUCCAGGAUGAAUUCUCCAUGCAGCCCGAUGAAGAGGAGAAGUACACCGUUAUUUACCCGUAUACCGCAAGAGACCAGGAUGAGAUGAACUUGGACAAAGGGACUGUAGUGGAGGUGAUCCAGAAGAACCUGGAGGGCUGGUGGAAAAUCAGGUACCAGGGCCAAGAAGGCUGGGCCCCCGCGUCCUACCUCAAAAAGGGGAAUGGAGAGAUGUUCUCGCAGAAGCUGGGGUCAGGCUCCUCUGCUCAUUCAUGUGCCUUGGAUCUGGAUGGCAUCUCCCGGCAGCAGGUCGUGGCAAGCCGAGAGAAAGAUGGGCUUGCAGGCCAAAGGGAUGGGAGAUUCGACAGCCGUCCCCUGCCCAAUGCUGACAUCCGACGCAAAUCACCAAAGAUGAGGCAGAGACCCCCUCCUCGCCGAGAUCUCACCAUACCACGUGGUUUGAACCUGCCUAAACCUCCUGUCCCUCCUCAAGUGGAAGAGGAAUAUUACACCAUCGCUGACUUCCAGACCACCAUCCCUGAUGGCAUCAGCUUCCAGGCAGGAAUGAAAGUAGAGGUUAUUGAGAAGAACCUGAGCGGCUGGUGGUACAUUCAGAUUGAGGAGAAGGAAGGCUGGGCCCCCGCCACGUUCAUCGAUAAGUACAAGAAAACCAGCAACGCGUCCAGACCGAAUUUCCUGGCUCCGCUACCUAACGAGAUGGCUCAGCUCCGGCUCGGCGACACCGCGGCUGACAGCAGCACCGCCGAGGAAGUGACGGGGCCGUGCCGUCCUCUGCCAGAGGCUCCUCCUAACGGUACGGACUGUGGUGGGAAGUGGGCCAAAGACUGGAAGGGGAAGGAGGCUCCCGAGAGUGGGGACCUAGCCUUUGCCAGUGGUUACGAAGAGAUCUUGGACCGUGACACAGAGGAGAAGCCCAGCCUACCGCCCAGGAAGGAGUCCAUCAUUAAAUCAGAAGGCGAGUUACUGGAGAGGCAGAGGCCUCCCCCCAAGCCUCCGGGCAUGAUUUUGCCCAUGAUCCCACCCAAGCAGUCGGCAGCCCCGAAGGACAGCAAGAAACCUGAGCUGAAACCAGAGAAGAGCAAACUCUUCCAGCUGAAAAAUGAAAUGGGACUGGAAUGUGGACACAAGGUGUCAGCCAAGGAGGUGAAGAAGCCAAACCUCCGGCCCAUUGUCAAGCCAACCAAGCCAAAAGCUGAGCCUGUGGAGGACAAGCCUGAGCCCAUCGCCCAGAAUCCGUUCUUGAAGUCAAGACCUCAGAUCAGGCCAAAACCUGCUGCAGCCCCCCGGACUGACCCACCUCCAGCUGAUGAUAAUCUGGACAUUUGCAGCCUGCGGAGCAAGCUUAGACCUGCAAAGUGCCCAGAGAAACCCUGUGAGCAGGACACCGCUGCCGGUGAAAGCUCCUUCAGUAACGCCUCUUCAGAGGCUUCUGGAAGGUUUCAGGAGCGACCAAGCGUGGAGAGCAAACCCCUGCCCAAGCUGGACAGCCACACCACAAAAGAGGCGCUGCCCAAAUCUCCCCUGGGCCCAGCCCCCCCAGGUACCGGGGACCCCCCGCCGCAGCGCCCUGUUGGGCCACCCCGCAGACCACCCCCCCCCAAGAAAACGGGGGGUCCUGCGUCCGGCCCCACGGCAGAGCUCAGGGCCCCAGCACGGGAAGCACCCGAAAUCAGGUCAUCCCCAGUACCGGGGAGGCCCAUGCUGGUUCCUCCAAAAGCCAAGCCAUUCCUCUCUGCCUCUGUCCAAGACGAAGCCAAAGUGAAAAGCAGCGUAAGCCCAAAGGUCAUAUCUAAGCCAGUGGAGAGAGGGGAAGCAAAGGAGAGGACCUCGGCCCCUAUCUCCAGUCUGGACAUUGCCAGGGAAGCUCUCUAUGUGGCAGUGGCAGAUUUUGAAGGCGAUGAGGAGACCAACAGCUUUAAAGAAGGGACUUUGUUUGAAGUUCGUGAGAAGAACAGCAGUGGUUGGUGGUUUUGCAAGGUCCUGACUGGGGGUCCGUGCUGGGAGGGCUGGAUCCCUUCCAAUUACCUACGGAAGAAGCCAUAG
Messenger RNA from Cariama cristata (Red-legged seriema), 2249 nucleotides. It is a transcript of the gene SH3PXD2B, whose product is annotated as SH3 and PX domains 2B. NCBI's taxonomy places the organism in Eukaryota, Metazoa, Chordata, Aves, Cariamiformes, Cariamidae. Gene Ontology annotation, biological process: superoxide anion generation. The record is from RefSeq and is a predicted model, not a curated record. Gene Ontology annotation, molecular function: superoxide-generating NADPH oxidase activator activity; protein binding.